This is a messenger RNA of Momordica charantia (bitter melon), 1159 nucleotides long. NCBI's taxonomy places the organism in Eukaryota, Viridiplantae, Streptophyta, Magnoliopsida, Cucurbitales, Cucurbitaceae. The record is from RefSeq and is a predicted model, not a curated record.
UCUCAUCAACAUCAAAGCAGGGCUACAAGGAAUUUCAAGCUGAGGCACAACUCCUAAUGAUUGUUCAUCAUCGAAACCUGGUUUCUCUGGUUGGAUAUUGCGACGAGGGUAACACCAAGGCACUCAUUUAUGAAUACAUGGUCAAUGGAAAUUUGCAGCAACGCUUAUCUGAGACAAACACAAAUGUUCUGAGUUGGAAAGAAAGACUUCAAAUUGCAGUAGAUGCAGCACAUGGUCUUGAGUAUCUACACAAUGGUUGCAGGCCACCAAUAAUUCACAGAGAUUUGAAACCUGCUAACAUAUUACUGGAUGAGACAAUGCAAGCCAAAAUAGCUGAUUUUGGGUUGUCUAGAGCUUUUCCAACUGAAAGUCAAACUCAAAUUACAACACAGUUAGCUGGAACACCAGGGUACCUUGAUCCUGAAAGUAAAGCAUGUGGAAAUUUAAACAAGGAAAGUGAUGUUUAUAGCUUUGGGAUAAUCUUGUUUGAGCUGAUCAGUGGAUGCCCUGCAAUAACAAGGAGCUACAAUGGAAAUUAUAUUCACAUUCUGGCGUGGGUUACUCCAAUAAUCAACAGAGGGGAGAUUGGAGAUUUGGUUGAUGUGAGAAUAAAAGGAGAAGUUGACCAAAAUUCAGCGUGGAAGAUGGUUGAGAUAGCCAUGUCGUGCACCCACCCCAGUGGUGACCAAAGGCCAGACAUGAGUGUUGUUUUAGAGGAGCUUAAGGAAUGUUUGGCGGCGGAGCAAAGAACAUCUGAAGAAAUCUAUGAAUUGUCUUCAACAAUAUUUUUAACCGAGUCAGAUGCUGCCCCUUGUCUUAGGUAAUUGUUCUAUAAGUUCAUUCUAUGCAGGUGACAUACAUUUCAUUAUGAUUCGAGUAAAUUGGGUAAUUAAAAGUAUAAAUAAUGGCUUAGAAAGAUAUUUGUUGAAUUAGACAGAAAUAAUUAAGAAAAGGUAUAGUUUUGUUGAAUUGUUUUCGUUUUCAGGCUUAUAACUGAACUGUGAUUUCAUUUUGUAUAUGUUGUAAAACAUAUGUAUAAAUAUGAAUGUAGAUCGAGUAUAAUUUGACGAUUGAGUCACUGCUCGCUGGGGAUUAUGGUUGGAAUAUUGUCUCGAUAUUUCAACAAUUGUAAUCCCUAUGUAUUUUUAUAUAUUUUCAA